This is a messenger RNA of Strigops habroptila (Kakapo), 1037 nucleotides long. RefSeq names its product ribosomal protein S12 (gene RPS12). Gene Ontology annotation, molecular function: structural constituent of ribosome. The transcript has 5 exons. Gene Ontology annotation, biological process: translation. The record is from RefSeq and is a predicted model, not a curated record. Gene Ontology annotation, cellular component: cytosolic small ribosomal subunit; ribosome. Lineage: Eukaryota; Metazoa; Chordata; Aves; Psittaciformes; Psittacidae. The coding region runs from base 262 to 660 and encodes 132 amino acids.
CGCGGGCUGGGGUCCUGGAGCGCUAUAAAAGCGUAAGGCGGAAGGUCCGCCUCCUCUUUCGCUGGCGGCUGGCGGCGGGGCCGGGGUGAGUACCCGAGAUGGCGCCGGGGCCCGCCGGGCGGAAUCCCCGCGGCCGCCGGGGCAUCGCGGCGGGAGCGGGCCGGGCGGGGGCCUCGGGGCGACCGGCGCCACUCACCGGGGCCGCGUGUGUCUGUAUUUGCAGCAGGAAGCCGGGCGGGAACAGCACCCACCGUGAGCGCCAUGGCCGAGGAAGGCAUUACUGCUGGAGGUGUAAUGGAUGUUAACACUGCCCUGCAAGAAGUGCUGAAGACCGCACUUAUCCAUGAUGGCCUAGCUCGUGGUAUUCGUGAAGCAGCCAAAGCCUUGGACAAACGCCAAGCCCAUCUUUGUGUUCUGGCUUCAAAUUGUGACGAACCCACAUAUGUAAAAUUAGUUGAAGCACUUUGUGCAGAACAUCAGAUCAACUUAAUAAAGGUUGAUGACAACAAGAAACUGGGUGAAUGGGUAGGUCUCUGCAAGAUCGACAGAGAAGGAAAACCUCGCAAAGUAGUGGGCUGCAGUUGUGUCGUUGUCAAAGACUAUGGCAAGGAAUCUCAGGCCAAGGAUGUCAUCGAAGAGUACUUCAAGUGCAAGAAAUGAAUGGAAAAUAAAUUCUGAACCUGACUAGUCUGUGUGUGAUUAAUGGGUGGGUACCUGUGGAAUAGUUCUUUGAGUUGCAACAGGUAACAUCAGAAGAUUAAAGGACUUUUCAGGUCUUGGUAUAGCAAUUACUUUGUUAACUGUCAGCUUUGCUAAAAAGAUAAUGGUGAUCCCUGCUAUUCUGUUCUUGGGUGCUUCUAUUUCCUGUUCCACCCCAGAGGGUACCAGCUUGGGGAACUUGGCACAGCUCACCUGCAGAAAUGCUGUCGAUUACUACCUUUGCUUGGGCCUGUACUUCUGAAGGGAUUCUGAGUAUCUUGUUAGGGGAAAGUCCAAAGUUCUGCUGCAUCUGUGAUGAAAAUCUGGCUCCCUCUACU